This is a messenger RNA of Caenorhabditis remanei, 336 nucleotides long. RefSeq lists its product as uncharacterized. NCBI's taxonomy places the organism in Eukaryota, Metazoa, Nematoda, Chromadorea, Rhabditida, Rhabditidae. The record is from RefSeq and is a predicted model, not a curated record. Bases 1 to 336 code for a protein of 111 amino acids. The transcript is spliced from 2 exons.
AUGGCAAGACUCGUCGCUGUACUCCUUCUCCUUGGACUCCUCCACCCAGUUCUCAGCAUUCGCUGCUUUAGGACUGAUGAGUUUCACAAAAAGAUCAUCGAUAAUCAAAAAGCCUGCACGGCCCAGUUCGACCCACAAGACGGAACGUCGUCUUUCUCUGGGCUGCAGAAACUUCCAAAGAGCUUCACCCAUCAAAAUGAUGGAUGCGUCCUCAAGACCCAAAGAAGCCGCGUCGGGGAAGUCUUUGAUUUGUGGGACUGCGCUUGUUUUACAGACCUCUGUAACGCUCCAAUCUCAUUCAAACAAUUCAAACAUGCGCAGUACUCGCUGGCUUGA